AUGCUGCGGAGCCUCCUGCUGCUGAUCUGUGCUCCCCUCUGUGAACCCGUUGGGGUCCCUGUCUCUGAUGUGACCUUGGAAACACAGCCGCCAGGGGGACAGGUGACAGAAGGAAAGAAGCUGAUCCUUGUCUGCUCGGUUGCCAGAGGCACAGGGCACAUCACCUUCCUCUGGUACAAAGGGGCCAUGGGUUUACAACUGGGCACAAAGGCCCAGCGUUCCCUAACGGCAGAGUUUGAGAUCUUUCCGGCGAGGGAGAGUGAUGCUGAGCACUAUUACUGUGCAGCUGGAAAUGGCUAUGGCCACAAAGUCAGUGGGCUGGUGAGCAUCACGGUCAGAAUUCCAGUGUCUCUCCCAGUGCUCACCCUCAGGACCACUGGGGCUCAGGCUGUGGUGGGGGACAUGGUAGAGCUUUAUUGUGAAGUCCAAAGAGGCUCUCCUCCAAUCCAGUACCAGUUUUAUCACAAGAAUGCCACCUUAGGAAGCAGCUGGGCCUCUUCUGGAAGAGGAGCAUCCUUCAACCUCUCUCUGACCAUAGACCAUUCUGGAAAUUACUCUUGUGAGGCUGACAAUGGCCUGGGGGCCCAGCAUAGCGAGGAUGUGCCUCUCAACAUCACAGUGCCGAUGGAGAACAGAAGGGAACUUCUGACUUCAGGAGUCAUUGUCGGGCUGAUCAGCAUCCUUGGCGCCACCAUCGUAAUCCUACUAUUUCGCUCCUGGAUCAAGAGAAAAAACCUAGGAAGACUAUCAGCAAGGGAGCCACUCAGGAGCCCCCCGAAUCCUGUAUCCCAAGAGUCUACCUAUCUGAACUCGCCCUCGUCACUGCCGCUGCAGCCUGUCUAUGAGAAUGUAAACUCUGCAAGAAAGAAUGAUGUUUAUUCACUGGUGAACUCUUUACAACAGGAAAGGGAACCAGCAGCAGAUGAAAAUUGCUUCCAGGCCUCCUUCGCCAUCUAUUCUAAGCUUAAGAAGACAGGCGCUGCAGAUGUGGACUAUGAAGAUGCAAUGUAA
This is a messenger RNA of Echinops telfairi (small Madagascar hedgehog), 1011 nucleotides long. Its product is annotated as Fc receptor-like protein 1. The transcript has 9 exons. The coding region runs from base 1 to 1011 and encodes 336 amino acids. Lineage: Eukaryota; Metazoa; Chordata; Mammalia; Afrosoricida; Tenrecidae. The record is from RefSeq and is a predicted model, not a curated record.